GGCAAGAAGGAGUGGUCAAAGAUGGUUGCCAAAUAUUUUCCUCCCAGACAUAACACAACACAUUUUUAGUGCAUAAAUGCUGAUAUUUUGAGAUAAGUGCGUUAAAAUACAAUAGGGAAACUUCUCAGUGAAUUGUAGAUUAUUGAAUUUGCUUGCAAGAUCGUCUAGAAAUAGUGGUUUUCUGUAGGAAAACGUGGUGGAAAAGUAUGGUGUGUUCUGCGAUGGCAGAGAGAUAAUUUCAGUGUAAAAAUACAGUAAGAAAACACUGCAGUUUUCCCAUCUAUGCAAGGACUUUAGCUCCGGGAUGAGCGUCUCGGUGUGAGAUUCAGCCGCUCACCGCAUCUUUUCCACACAAACAGUGAUCGCUUGGAUGCAUUGAAGUGUAAAAAGUGCAGGGGAGGAGGAGGAAAAUGGAUGCAACAGUGGAGAAAUCUACUCUCGCGUUUGUCAUGAGUGACAAAGACAUGCUGCAAGCCGUCCAGGAGGUCCCGGAGACGUCGGAUGACGCAGUGCAAGCGAAGGCGGCAAGGAGCAUCACGCCAACUGAGGACAUGGAAGUGUCUGUGGAGCUCGAGAAGGGCGCUUCGGCGGCAGAGGAGGAGGAGCUGCAGGUGACGGAGGUGGUGGUGGAGGAGAAGGGCAUGGAUGCGGAGUCAGCAGAUUUGCCGGACAAGUCGCCAGCAGUGCAAGUGGAGACAGAGGAAUUGAGCAGGACGGCGGAAGCGGAGGAAACGACAGACGAGAUCACGUGCAAUGACAAUGGACUGAAUGAGGAGAAGCCACUGGUGCAGUGUGAGGCGUCGCCAGACAGUGAAGAAAGCGCGGUAAAGUGUCCGGAUACUGCUAAGAUGAUUCCUGAUGUGGCCAAGCAGGUGAAAAUGCGCAGCAGCACUUGGAGAAGCUUCACGGCAACACUGAAGAAGCGCAGCAUUAAAUGGCUCAACAGAAAUCGCUAUCACAUGAUGUACAAGAGAAGUGUGCACGCCAGGAAGAUGCCGAAGGGAUCACAAGUGGGCUAUGGCAAUUUGACUGGUGGGCAGAAGGAGAUUGUCGACGCGGAGAGCAAAUUCAACAAAGUACAAGACGAUGAGGACGAGGAGGAGAGUAAUUCCAACAUUGAAAAUCACGCCAAGAGACCUCGAAUAGACGAUGAUGUGGAAAUUGUGGCGGUGAAGAGUGAAGAUGAAGACAGCAGUGUAUGUGAUAGGACAAAUGGCAAGGAGGAUGACAAUGAUGAGCAGAAGAUUGCCCAAGAUGAAGUACCUUCCACUGACAGUCCCAGCAUAAUUGAUGGCGAACAGUGUGCAGAUCAUGCGGAGAAGUUGGACCCAAAGAAGAACCAGAGAGAAAAGUCACCAGCAAUGAACUACAGUGUGGACGAUUCCAUCACGCCCACGAAGAAGCUCUGCCUGGAGUUGGAGAUGAAUUUUGCCACUCAUGACAAAAUACUGACUGAUUAUAUUGAGAGUACACCGAAUGAGUCUGCAAAUGACAUUCAGCGCCACGUGGAGCAGUUGAUUGUUGAGAUACAGACGCUCAACGAUAUGAUACGUGCUAAGGAGAUGGAGUGGAACAAUAUGAUUCACCUGAAGAAGGUGAAGGAGGAGAUUGUGGCACGCCUGACACGGAAGAGGCACGUUUUGGAGUUUGCAAACACCACACUGGCGCCAGAUGAUGUUCACCGGUUGUCCGCUGAGGCGAAAGAUCUCUCCGAGGCGUCAAUUACCAAGAUCACACAAGCUCUUCUGCUCAAUCGCGCCAAUUUGGGUGCCAAUGAGCUGCAGCGCAGCAACUCCAAUUCCUCAGAGUCUAGAAAUGCUCAGCACGCACUUUCGGCGGCCUUUGGUGCGAAUGCUGCAGGUGAAUCGAGCAGAAAUCGCUCUUCUGACUGCGGAUUGUCUGCCAGUCAGGCAUCUGCAUUUCCCAGUGAUCUGUUCAAUGGCCACAACACGCGACUCACGCAGCAAAUGGGUCGUCAGGGGGCGAUUAAGGAUGUGAAAAGUAUUAUUGCCGACUAUCGACAGAGACAUCCGGAGAUUGUGCCGCGACGGGGCAGACGAAUGAAGUCAAUGCUGAGUGAAAACAGUUGCCCAAAGGAGAGUGGCAAUUCGCGACCCUCCAGUGCGGAUUCAUCGCACAGCAAUGCAGCGAAUAGCAAUUUUGCUCCGUCCACGGGACAACAGAACACAUCGCAGUCUGGCACGACAAUUGGUAAUCUCUCGUUCAAGGAUGUUCUCGUGCAAUUUGCCAAAUUGAGCCAGAGUGAUCGGCAAAUGAUCUCAACCACGGCAGAAGCGUCGUCAGCCGCCAAUGCAGUGACAAAUUCACUGGGUGGAAAGGCGCCACCGCCCUAUCCUGAGGUCACACUGUAUCCCGUGAAUAGUCAGUCGAGUGCUGAGCAAAUUGUGCUCAGCAACACCAACAACACACACUCCAAUUCACUCUUGCACGGUAUACUCACGAAGAGCACAACACGACCUAAUGCACCCGGAUUCACAUCCUUUUCGCCCACGCUAGCGCGUCUGCUCACCGCACCGGAGAGAAUAACCACAACACAGAGCGCAGGCGGUGGACAAUUUCAGCAGCAAAUUAAUCCGGCACUGAAUCUCUCAAAGUCCCACAGUGAGAUCACAAUAACGCCCGUUGUCAGUCAGACGAAUCUGCAGCAGAGCUUAAUGCAGCAGCAACAGCAGCAGCGCUUUGACAACUGCAACAACUCAUCUGCCGUGCAGAUUCGCAUGAAGCAGGAGAAUAUCUUCAACAUUGAUGACGAGGCGGAUGAUUCGGCUGAUCGAUUGGUGAUAGACGAGGGCGGCGACAGGAAUUUGAUGGAAUCCGGCUCGGCGAAGGAUCAGCAGAUCAGUAUGGUUGGUCAGGAGUUCCAUGAGAACGAGGUGCCAGAGUGUCAGGGAUGCAAGAAGCGCGAGGCGCAAUUUGUGUGCGCUGGAUGUGGCAAUCAGUGGUACUGCAGUCGAGAAUGUCAGGUUUCCGCUUGGGACGAGCACUCGGAAGUGUGCACAGGCUGAGGGAGAAGUCAGUGAUUGCGAGUGUGAAUUGAGUGGAAAAAAGAGGCAUCAUUCCAAAUAUUAUAAUGAUGCCAAAAUGCCAUUUAUAUAUAACAAUAUAUAAUAUUCUUACAAAAAAAAAACAGAGAAAGAAAGAGAAAAGAAAUAUUCCUUAAAGUUUUGUACUACUAUUUUUACGCGCAAGGAGUUGAUGAAAGAAUAUUUAAGUGAAAUAGUAGAAUGAUUUAUGAAGAGGAUCAUUUAAAUUUUGACGAUAGUUGCCAAACAUAUUUACUUUAUUGUGGUCAUAGAUUGAGCGAGUGAAACUUUCUUAUAAUGUAUUUACUAUGAUUGUAGUCUUAAAAAUAUUGUGUCCUCAUUAGUUUUUUGCCUCUUAGAGUUCAUUGUGUAUUUGUGGGUUAGAAUAAUGUCUCUUAAUAUAUAUAAAGAAGAAGAAGAAGAAAAAACAACAAAUCAUAGGAAUUCACACCAGAGAAUUGUGAAAGCUAUUAUUUAUUUAGCAUUUUCAUGAAUCAUAUUAGUUUCUAAAUACACACACGCGCAUACCAGUCAAUUUUUUUUUUUGAUUAUUAAGAUGGAGAAAAAUGAUAAAAAAGUUUUGAUGAUAAUAUUCUUAAGGCAUUUUAGGAUAUAAAUUUGCAAGUGAAGGUUCACAAUAAACAAUUAUUCUCACAAAAUAUUUAGAGAUGAAUUGUAUUGUAUUUUUGAGUUACUGUAAUACAACAUACAUUGUAUAUUAUAUUACAUAUCCCAAUUUAUUAAAUUAUACGAAUGGAAAAAUA
Molecule: messenger RNA, 3808 nt
Organism: Phlebotomus argentipes
Lineage: Eukaryota; Metazoa; Arthropoda; Insecta; Diptera; Psychodidae
Exons: 6
Coding region: 411-3026 (871 amino acids)
Source: RefSeq, a predicted model, not a curated record